Punica granatum (pomegranate) is the source of this 4489-nucleotide messenger RNA. The record is from RefSeq and is a predicted model, not a curated record. NCBI's taxonomy places the organism in Eukaryota, Viridiplantae, Streptophyta, Magnoliopsida, Myrtales, Lythraceae.
AAAUUGGAACAAAGGCAGAGAGAGGCACCGGAGACGCGCCUUCAUACUCUCAGAACCGCCGCACCGCCGCCAGUAGCAUAUGGACGCCUCCGCCGGAGAGCCACCGCCACUGAUGGACGCAGAGAUCAUCCGCCUGGCUCAAAAUCACCUUCACCACCAGAGCUCCUCCCCCGUCCCUCCCUACCUCCUCUCUCCGCACUCUCACUCCACUAUCAUCUCCCACCUCACCUCACGCGCCGCCGCCUCCCCAAGCCCCUCCGCCGCCGUCUCCGAGUACACGAUCGCCCUCCUCUCCCUCCUCUCCCUCUCUCCCCAGACCCCUCCCCUCCCGUCUCUCCUCUCCUCCCUCCUUGUCUCCUAUGCUCGCAUUUUCGCUUCCCGCCAAAUCGCUCACGACUCCAAUUCCCUUAAAACCAUUCAGCUCUUCAACACGCUCAUACAUCAUUUACCCAUCAGCGACAUUCAGACCGUAGUGGAUUCGAUCAUGUCGAGUUUGUCAGAGAUAGGGACCUUAGAUGAUGCUCAGCUGCUCGAUCUUUUGCCCAAAUGCCUCAGCCUGAUCCGAGGCUCUAAUGAGAUUGAAGGAGCUGAGGAUUUCAUGAAUUCGACAAUGGAUCGACUCUUCGACUGCGUGUGGUCUAAGGAUCUUUUACUAAAACUGGUUUCGCUCGUGAAGGACUUUGCUUUUCUCGGCAGAGAAAGAGGGAGAGAGUUUAUGGAAAAGGUUUUUGAGGGGAUGGAGAGUGUAGAAUUACAGGAUCUGCCUUUGCUAGUUUAUCAGCUGCUGGUUUUGGCAUCGAAGGGGUUUUGCAAGAGGGAGGUGAUUGAGGGCAUUGUGCUGUUCUUUGGUUCAAAAUCGGGGAGAAAAGGUGGUUCGAUCUUUAGGCAAGUUGAGGGAACCGUGUUGCUUCACCUAAAUUUUGCUGUGAAGCAGGAUCCUUCCCUCGGGCAAGAGGUUAUGGGUUUGCUGAAAUCUGAUUCCCGGGCUUUCAAUCAUUUUACCAUUGCUGUUGUGUUAUCGAUUGCAAGGAUUAAGAAGUUUAAUGAGAGCUCUAUGGGGAUUCUCAGAAAGGGAAUUCUUGCUGCAUAUUCCGAUUACACCUUUGCAAAAGGUUGCAGUUGGCUGUCGAAUGAAAUGCAGGAAGAGUUCUUCAACAGGGUCAGAGGAGUGGAAAAGGCUGUUUUAAAAGCUGUUAAUGAGAGUAACUAUGCAAGGGAGCAUAUUGUGCCUUCAAUUAUGCAGCUUGCUUUUCUACUGCUUACAUCAGUAGAAGAGGGAAAUGGUAAAUUUGCCAGGAGCUCUGAAUCUAUUGAUUGCCCAUUGGGUAUUGAGGAGCUUGGCGUUCAAAUACUAAAAACAAUGUUUGAGGUUCAUGAUAUGGCCAGGAGCGAGAUUAUUGAGCAAUGCAAAUUUAGGAUCCUUUCUAUGAGGCCUCGGCAAAGCAUGCCAAUUAUAAGACUGCUUGGCAAUCUUAUACAGAGUUAUCCUUACCAAAUGUUGGAGCAUGUUUCCCGAUUGAAGGAGUUGCUGGAUUAUUUCACAUUUAUGGAUGGCACGCUUGCUGCUUAUCUCAUCAAUUCACUUUUGCCUCUGAUCAAAUUCAGCCGUGAUCUUUUGAAUUAUAUUAUUCUAGUUGUACGUAAGGCCAUGUUUAGGCGAGAAGAUGCAAUUCGUCUAGCUGCAGUGACUGCCAUUAUUGACCUUAUCUUGGCGGAGAAAAAAUCUAAGACAGAUGACCAUUUUUCCUGUCAAGAUUCUUCAAGCCAACCAAGUUCUAGUCAACAAGCUGAGGUUCUCUGUGACAUUAGGGGAGGCCUCUUUCAGGAGCUGAUUGGUUUGCUUCAAAGAUGUCUCUACCAGCAGGCAAAUGUAAAGAAGGUCAUGUAUAGUGGGCUUUUGAAGCUUGUACUGGUGGACCCGCCAAGUGCUGGAGCAGUCUUCGAUCUUCUUCUGCCUCAUUUUUUGCGGUUUUUUAAGGAGGACCCCGAUGUUCUUAUUGAUAUAAGCAGUUGCGUCAAGUCAGAAAGUGGUAAAUACUACAUUGAGGAGCCUUUAGAUAAUCUCAUAUCCUGUAUAUCCUGGAUCCUCCUCCUUCACCCUCAAGGAAAAACCAAACGCCCUCCAGAUUCUCCAUGGCCUUGCUUUGGUUUCUCUCUUUCACAAGAACCUGAGGCCGGAAGAACCUUAUCGUUUGAGUCAUUCUCCACUGCUUUGUUGAAGAUCCGAGAUCUAGGCACUGGAAAAUUGGAAGCCAUUCUUGGGCAGAGAGAUGGUGCAGCCUCGAAUUCACAUGACAAGGAGAGAACCAAAUGCUGUGCUGUUGUUUUAUCAGGAAUAAUUGGGGUGAUGCUGAACAAUAUUGCAUCAGAAUUGGAGAAAUCAACGGGUCAUGAGAAAGCAGACCUUGAGAAGGAGCUUCUAAGCUUUAUUGAACUUCACCAUUCUCUGGAAAUGAUUAUAGCCACAUCAAAGCAAAUUGAUGGAAUCAAAAAGGCAAAUCUGCGAACUACUCUACGUGAUUUCGGCGGGAAUUCCGAAUUGGGUUGCACAAUUUUCGCAAAAGAAGAGAUCCCCUUCUUGUCAACUUCAAGUAUCUGUUACCUUAUAGAAACUGUGAUGGUUCUACACAAAAAUGAAGUCUUGAAUUCCAGCGCAACAUCUCAAAAGCAGAGCCAGGCAUCCGCUGGCAAGGCCUCGAAAUGCUCUAAACUGAUUGGUUUCACCUUGAGUAGUCUUCUUCGGCACAUCAAGACCAGCCCUGCUGUAGGAGGGGAAGAUCCUCUGAGUACUCUUACUUAUGGAGAUAUUAAGGUUUUGGGGACCCCCUUGCUGAAACUGAUCUUUCUGCUGAAAUCAGGUCCAUUGCUUAAUUCGAGCCAGCCGAAAGCUAGGAUUGACGACCAAAAGGAGCAUCUCUAUCAGGCAAUGAUUUGCUUCAGGGAGUUGCUCACCAUCUGUUCACAGAAUCCCCAUUUCACCUCAUUCGUUGAAGGUCUAUCAUCAGUCUCUGUCAUCGAGUAUGGUUUGGACAAUGAAUGUGAGGACAGUAUACCGGACGAUGAACAACAUACACGGUCACUGGACCUUCUUAUGGUGAAAACCCUAAGGCCACUCUUAUCCGAUCUCCUUGCCCUUUCAUCCCAUCGUGAAGUUGAGGUUCUAUGUGACAUGAUAUUGAAGAUUGGGAGGAAGUUGCCUAGCAUGUUGAGUAACUCUCAUGGAUCUUGGGCUCAUGAAAUCUGCAAAAGCAAUCGCAUCAAGAACCCAAAAGUUGCUAAAAGUGUGGCAACAAUUUCCAUCUGCUUAAGUUUCCCUCCGAAUGAUGUAAUAAUUGCUCAAGCUUUGGCGGAGGAGCUAUUAAAAGUUUUGGGUUCGGAGUCAAGUGAUCCAAUGGAAGUUUCGGAAUCAUAUCCAAUCAUCAAUAAGUUUACAACUGUUGUAUUGAUCUCAUGUCUUCUGCAAUUGAUUGAGACAUUUAUUGCCGAUAUAGAUUGGGCUGUGAAGAAACUGAAGGCGUUUCCUCUCUCCAGGCAAAAACAAACUUGCUUUGAUCAGGAAAGAGAACCUGCUCUAAAUAUUGGGUUGGUGUUUGAGGCGCAACUCUACUCAAGGAGUGAAGCAGUCAUCAGGGUGUUAUCAUCAUUUAUUGUGAUGAACUUAAAGGAUACUCAAGCGGACCACUUGCUUAGACUACUUGCGAGGUUCUACAAACAAUUAGCUCAGAUGUCAAAGCUCAAGAUUGCUCCAAGAGGUUGCAAGCAGCUUCUCCCAGGCCUUAAAUUCGAGAAGCUCGUUGAGUUGACCUGCAAGCAGCUCACUGUUCCUCUCUAUAGCUUCAUGGCUGAUAUGCAAAAGGAACAACAGGAAAAUGGGAACCUUAAUAAAGGAAUGAUGGGGAAGAUCAAGAGGGAGAAUAAAUUCAUACCGGACUUAAUCUUCCAGAUAGAAGAUUACGAGAAGUACUUAAUCCGACUCAGUAAGGUGACCAAAGUGAACCUACUGAGGUAUGCAAAGAGAAGCACAGCAAGGGACUUCAAGAUAUUAGAGCCGGCGAGGGUAGGUGAGCAGGAAGAGGGUGAUGCUCCUGAAGGUGGAACCGAGCAACCUUGUACUGGAGAUGAAUUGGGCAAUGACUCUGUGGAAGACAACGAAGGGAGUGACCCCGCGAAUGCCUUGUCUCCUGAAUCAGGUCCCCAUUUGUCUGUCCAGGAAGGUGGGUCUGAUGGUGAGGAUGGGGAUGAUCUUCCUUCUGCCAAGAGGGUGAAGAAGGGUGGAAGAGUAGUUCAGGACUCCGACGAUGAUGAUGAAGUAUAACAGUUAACUAGCUAAUCAGUGAGUGAAUGAACUAUUUAGUGCUUAAUAGUCACUUUGUGUACAGUUUUUAUAUGAGCUUGGAACAUUUGAAGAAGAAUGGUUAAGAUAUACAGAUAUUUGUGUUUGGGUCCAUGACCGGAUGCCUUAAGAUUGCGGGCAUGGACAAUUUGUACA